AUGUUUGAAAAACUAUUGGGCCGUUUCAGAAGGAACUCUAAAAAUUCAUCUCCAUCAUCAAAACCACAAAUGAAACCUCUUGAUUUUGAUGAUGACGAUGAUUAUGAUGAAGAGGGUGAAUUAAAUUAUAAAUGUUCCUCAGAGGAAAUUCUGGUCAUAAAAUUGACCUCCGAUGAGGCUAGAAAGUACAGAGAUUUGAUGAGGAUGGAAGAUAUUAAUCAUUCGAUCACCAUGGGGGGUUAUUUGCGUUGGAGGGAUAUUGUGAGUUGUAUGAGAGUUUGUAAGGAAUGGAAAGAAAUUAUUGAUUGCAAUGCGGCUUAUAAUAUGUUCCUUCAAAAGGUAUUGAAAAGCUUGGAAGAUUGUUAUCCAGUUUGUGUGAACUUGUCUGGAAAUAUGAAAAGAAGUCACGUCGUUGGAAAAGGGUUGAAAAGUUUACAAGAGUUUGUGAGCUUUUCCAAAUAUUCAAUGAGAUGGCUUGAAUCAUCCCGUUUUGGUUACAACAAUGGAAUAACACAAAGCUCAACCACAAUGUUGUUGGAUUUCAUGUCAAUAGAUCCAAAGAAAAUAGGACACAAGCAAUUUCAUGAGGACAUCAAAGUAAUUAUUCCAGAUCAACUUGCAGAAAAAGAUCCAUGGUACUCUCUCACUUCCCCUUUAUGGAAUAUUGACGAAGACGAAAGCUUUGGCAUAUUUAUGGCAUUUCAAUCCAGAUUUCAGUAUAGGUUUUCUUUCAUUUCUCUAGCUUACCUUAGAGGAGAGUUUUAUAAAGCUAUUCCACAAUCAAAAGAAAUAACCAAGAAUAUCUCCGUCAAAGGUGAAUACGAAGUUGACGAACCAGAGACGCCAAUAGGAAGAUAUAGAGCCAGCUCAAGCAAAGAAUUUAGUGCUAGCUCCGUGUCUCAAUUUAUUUUGGAAGAAUUGACUGAAGAUUUUGCGCAUGACAGAUUUUAUGAUGAAGAGGAAACAGUAGAGGCAGAAGCAAAGGUAACUUUGGAAUUCAAUUCUGGUUUGAGAAAGAUGCUGUUCAAGAUAUGGAAGUCUGGGUUGCUGAACUAUGCACCAGUGAGAAAUUAUGUAUUCCAAUUGCUCUACUUGUUGGAAAACCACAAAAUAUAUGACUUUCAUAGAUUCCAUUUUCACGAUAAUAUGAAGGAUACUAACGUGUCUGAAACAGUUCAAGCUUUCCUUUCUUCUGAAAAAGGAGAUUCUGAAACUUUCUAUACCUAUCUAGAUGUUAAGAAACCUUGUUCAGGUUACUCUGGAGGUCAAUCAAACACUUUUUAUUUUGUUGCUCUCACACUGAAACACUCACCAACACAUGCUGAUGAAUGUGAAUUUGAAUAUGCAUUGUUGCAAUAUUACCAUUAUACUGUUAGAGGAAUGGCUUUAAGUUAA
This is a messenger RNA of Naegleria gruberi, 1395 nucleotides long. RefSeq lists its product as uncharacterized. NCBI's taxonomy places the organism in Eukaryota, Heterolobosea, Eutetramitea, Acrasida, Naegleriidae. The coding region runs from base 1 to 1395 and encodes 464 amino acids. Gene Ontology annotation, molecular function: protein binding. The record is from RefSeq and is a predicted model, not a curated record. The transcript has a single exon.